Molecule: messenger RNA, 1119 nt
Organism: Leptosia nina
Lineage: Eukaryota; Metazoa; Arthropoda; Insecta; Lepidoptera; Pieridae
Source: the annotation of a GenBank genome assembly
AUGGAAUUAUUUUUAGGGGUAACGUCUCAGCGAAAGCCAAUAAAAGAGGCUUUGUUUUUGAACAGCGACACUUUUGGGAAUGCUACAUUGGAAGAUUGCGUUUGGAAACGCGAACGAGAGCCAUGCCCCGAUCCCAAUGUAACGAUCAAUUUGUACACUGAAGCUGAACCUUACAAGAAAACCGUGGACCUGUUUAGCGAAGAUUGGCUUCGGCAGAGCAGCUGGGAACCAUCGCACGAGACCAUCUUACUUGUGCACGGUUAUGCUGGAGGCGACGAUACGCUACCCAUUAUUGUUCUUCGAGAUGCUUAUCUCCGUCGCGGAGGCUACAAUGUGUUUAUGCUGGACUGGGGCCAGCUCUGCCAGCCGCCAUGUUACGUGGCCGCCGUGCACAACCUUCGUCCGGUCGCCAGGUGCGUCGCGGAAGCUUUGGCGACGUUACGUCGUGCCGGAUUGAGACCCGACAGGCUCACGUGCGUCGGGCAUUCGUUGGGAGCGCAUUUGUGUGGAAUCAUGUCUAACUAUCUGAACUUUAGGCUUAACAGAAUCAUUGGCUUGGAUCCAGCUCGUCCGUUAAUCAGGUCGGCUCCAGCGCUUCGUCUCGACCCGGGGGACGCCAGGGCCGUCCACGUCCUCCACACGAACGCCGGGCGCUACGGCGAAGGGGCGAGAUUGGGCCACGCCGAUUUCUGCCUCAACGGGGGCCGAAGCCAACCCUUUUGCGAAGACACACCCAACGAAGCGCUUUGCAGCCACGUAUGGUCGGUCUGUUACCAAGCGGAAAGUUUGUUCAGACCGCGAGCUGCCGCCCCAUGUGGCCGAAGGUGCUCCGUCAGAACGCCGCCCGCGAGGGCCUCCGCGAUGCCGGUGCUGCUGGGUCAGCCGGCACCUAUGACUGCAUCGGGCGCAUACUGUCUAGAAGACUUUUCAGCCCCCUUCUGCCCGUCCACCACGGGGUUGAAGGAAGGCGACGACAGAUGCUGUCUAGAUAAACAGUACGCUGCAGCAGCCACAACCACUCAGCCUCCCAGGACCCGACCGAGGCCCGUAGUACGACUCCGUUCGCGAAGAAUUAAAAACUUAGCCACCAAUACAACUUUAGAUUACUAUAACGAAUAA